CUUAUCUCUCUUCCACAUCCUAACAAAUAGCAAAAAUGGGUUUGGUGAUAAAAACUCUCAAAUAUAUUCUACUCCUCUCUUUCUCCUUGACCUUCUUCUACACCAAUGAAGUCUCAUCUGCUUCUCCCGUGAGUCCAUCUCCGUUGCCGUCGCCGAAAAAGAUGAGCCGGAGACUUGUGGCAGUUGAAGGCAUGGUUUAUUGCAAGUCUUGCAAGUACUCCGGCGUCGAUACUCUCUUGGAAGCAUCUCCUAUUCAAGGGGCGACCGUAAAGCUUGCAUGCAACAACACAAAAAGAGGUGUGACGAUGGAGACGAAAACAGACAGAAACGGAUACUUCUUCAUGUUAGCUCCCAAGAAACUCACCACCUACGCUUUCCACACAUGCCGGGCUUGGCCUACGAAUCCCGGACCCGCGACCGCAACGAUGACAUGCACGGUCCCGUCACAGCUCAACAAUGGAACCACCGGUGGUAUGCUUAAGCCUUCUAAAACAAUCAACAUCGGUGAGCACGACUAUGUUCUCUUCUCUGUUGGCCCCUUCGCGUUUGAGCCGACCUGCACUCGUUGAAGACUUAGAAAAUUUCGUUAUGUUUUUGUGUGCUUGAUUUGUUAUGAUGCGAUGAUCUAUAUGUUCUUGCCUUGUUUGUUUGUUUGCUGGGUGUGUUCCUUAUCUAUUCUCUGUGUGGACAUUUUAAGAAUUUUAGUGUGUUUAAUGAAUUUCAUGAGUUUGUACUAGCUAGUAAUUAAAAACUGAAUAGUACUAUUUUGCGAGGGAUUGGUAUUUUA
This is a messenger RNA of Capsella rubella, 787 nucleotides long. Its product is annotated as non-classical arabinogalactan protein 31. The coding region runs from base 36 to 569 and encodes 177 amino acids. Lineage: Eukaryota; Viridiplantae; Streptophyta; Magnoliopsida; Brassicales; Brassicaceae. The transcript has 2 exons. The record is from RefSeq and is a predicted model, not a curated record.